Molecule: messenger RNA, 2934 nt
Organism: Penaeus chinensis
Lineage: Eukaryota; Metazoa; Arthropoda; Malacostraca; Decapoda; Penaeidae
Product: serine/threonine-protein kinase Kist-like
Exons: 11
Coding region: 986-2191 (401 amino acids)
Biological process (GO): positive regulation of translational initiation; peptidyl-serine phosphorylation; regulation of protein export from nucleus
Cellular component (GO): neuronal ribonucleoprotein granule; nucleus
Molecular function (GO): ribonucleoprotein complex binding; ATP binding; protein serine/threonine kinase activity
Source: RefSeq, a predicted model, not a curated record
AAACAGAAAACUCAGUAAUAGAAGAAAGAAGAAGAAGAAAACUCAAUAAAAGAAGAAAGAAGAAGAAGAAGACAGAAUUAAAAAGUCUAAGAUCGUAUAAGAGAAGGAAAGGGAAAAUAAAUGUGUAGGAGAAAUAAGAGACAGAAUAAUAGAUACAGUUCCAAGGAAUAAAGACUUCAAUAGUCUAAAACUCUUUAAAAGAGGAGGAAGAGGAAGAGAAAGAAGAUGUAGAAGAAGAGGAAGAAGAGGAAGAAGAGGUAGAAGAGGAAGAAAAGGAGGAAGAAGAAGGAGAAGAAAUAGAAGAAAUAUAUGAAACAGAGAUCAAAUUAAUAUAUAACACAAGAAAACCUUCACACAACAGAGAGAAGAUUACAAAGAACAAGAUUCAGGGAAUAGAGACAUAAAAGGUCUAAAAACCUAUAAAAGAAGAAGAACAGGAAGAAGGGGAAGAAGAAGGAGAAGUAGAAGAAGUUACAGAAAACAAAAUGCUUGAUAUGCUAAUAAUAGAGGUUCAGCUCUUAUGAAAUAAAAGUAGUAAUUACUAUAAAAAAAAUGUAAUAUCCACAAUCCUAAUAUUUUUUUUUUAAUGAUUACAGGAACAGAUAACCAAUUCACAAGCUAAAAAGUACUACCCAUUUAACCAUACGAAGAUUCUCCAAAAAGGUCAAAACUAAUAAUACAAAAAUCAUACAAUAAACUGCAAUAACAGAAGGAAAGUAUAAUCUGAUGUCUGAAGGCCAUUGAAAGAAGACUGAAAGAAGAGAAUUAUGGCAAGAUGACAGCAAUGAGAACAUUCUUGACCAAAGCAGAUGAAAAAGUGAAAAGUCAGGCAAUUCUGAAGCGCUUGUCAUGUCACAGAUCAUCCAGUUACUAAUUGUAAGAAAUUUUGGUUAGUGAAUAGACAGAACAUCCCUCGAGAAAGUGGUCUGGAAUCCUAAGCAACACCUUCGUAUGCCAUACAAUUAAUUCGGGUGAUGAAUGAAAGAUGACUUCUGUCAGGAACAGCCAUUUUCAAGAGCUUCCUCCCGAGCAAGAGCUUAUUGCACCUUUUGGAGUCUUCAGAGUUAGAGGUGGCAUUGCUUUCGGCAGGUGCUGUGAGGUGUAUGAGGGGGAAGACUGUGUAUCAGGGGGCCCUGUGGCUCUCAAGGUAUUCAGACGGCACCAAGACUACCAGGGAGCACUGCAGCGAGAGUUGAUAUUUUUGCGUACCCUUGCUACUCCUGAUGCCCCAGUCGUGCAACACUUGGGAGAGUUGGAGUGGCAGGGCAGAGAUAUUUUGGUCCAAGAGCUGUUGAAGUUCACCGCACGAGAUAUUCUGCUUUAUCACGACGACCUGCCUUGCUCCCCCUGGCUGGUGACAACUCUUGCAGCUCACGUCAUGAGAGGUUUAAUCCAUUUGCAUGACAAUGGGGUGGUUCACGCAGACCUCAAGCCACCUAACAUCAUGUGGAGUGCGCAGGUGUCUGGCUUCAAGCUCAUUGACUUUGGCGUGAGUUUCACGACGAAAGAGAAAUACACACACGCAGUACAGAGUAAAGGGUACCAAGCACCCGAGAGCAUCUACUGGAACAAAAAGAGAGCAGAGAUCAGCAGCUCUGACACCCCGGCUGUGGUCAGACCAGGGAUUCCUUCAGAUGUCUGGAGUGCAGGAUGUAUUGUUGCAGAGGCUAUUGUUGGCUGCCAGUUGUUCCCUAGUUUUUGUGAGACCAAUGUCAAUAAGGCCGUGAAAGCAGCACUUUCCAGCAGCGCAGCCAACUAUUCACCGCAGUUUUUGGAUGGAGCAUAUGACUUUAUAACAAGAUGUUUACAAAUCUCACCAGGGGACCGUGCCAGCCCACGAGAGCUCUUGAGUAGCCCCUGGCUAGCCCAGGCCUACCGUCCUACUUUCCAUGACUUGUCACUACUUCGGACCACAGUGUUGCGUGUCCUCAAUGUGUCAGAUGCCCACCAGCUCGAGGGCAUUCCUGAAGGUAAAGUUGUGGAGAAUUAUUUCCUGCAGCUUUGCAAGAAGCAUGGUGAUGUCAUUGACUACCACUUGGAAGUGGCACUUGGGGCUUUCUUUGUGCAGUACCACCAGGCUUCAGAUGCAGAGGAAGCAUACUAUAUCCUCUCAAAGACAAUCUUCAAUGACAGAACACUAAUUGUAACAUUUUUUGACCUCGACAUGUGGCAACAAAGAGAGUUAUAUUGAGCUCUUAAAGUUCUCAAAGUGUACAUAUUUUCCAUAUGUUGAUGUAAAAAGUGCAAGUCAUGAUUUGUUUAUGAGCAUUCAGAUUAGGGCAUAUAGUAGUAAUCUCACCCAUGUAUAGUAUUUAGUCCACUGCAGUUUCCUUGAUGGUAGAAAUAGUAGUAGUUGUGAUAGAAAAUAUAAUUUGUUCCCUCCACCCCACUCUAAAGAAAAGAAAUGUGUAGAAGAGAUAGUAGUAGGUAAUAUUUCAUUAAACGAGUAGACAAUCUUAUAGGAUAUGAAAUGACAUCUCUUCCAUUAGAUUUGCUAAUUUAAGAAAUUGAAAUGUGACCGGAGUUAAUCCAGUUUCCAAAGGGAUUUGUGCUGUGAAAGUAAUUUAUCUUCCCUCAUGUAAUGUGCAUUUACUGUAUCAAGUCGAGUGAUUUUAUUCUGACGCAAAAAAAAAAUCAAGGAAAGUUUUCUAAAACAUGAUUUUUAGGCAUUUAUUAAUGUUUGUUAUUUGUCAUUUUAGGUCCUGUGUGUAGUUCUGAUGUUUUUAACUCAAUGUACGCGAGCUUUUUUGGCGGCCGUGCGGUCCACCAAAUGGGUAUAUCUGUAUGGGCCGCAAUCCGAGCAAUUGUACAGUUCUUUUUUAUUAUUUUAUUUGAUUUUAUUUCUUUAUUUUUUAUUAUUAUCUUUUUGUGUGUGUGUGUAUGUCAGUGUUACAUUGCCUGAAGUUCUUCUUGUUCUUGUCCUCCUCCUCCUCC